AUGGCCACGUACGAAAGGCUCCCACCCUCGGGUAUCAAAGUCAUCGUUGUUGGGGCCGGGUUUGCUGGCUUGUCUGCUGCAAUCGAAUGCGACAGGAAAGGGCAUUCGGUUAUUCUCCUAGAGAAGGUAAAGGUUUUAAAGCCGCUGGGCGAUCUUAUCACCUUCGCAGCCAAUGCCGCAGGUGUUUUCAAGAAAUGGGAGAACGUGGUGGAAACCCUGGAGCCACUAUGUUACAAAGCCCCGGGUAUAAGCUACUUUGACUGGACGGGCCGCUUUGUCACGACGCAGCUGUGGGACAAUGGCAAGAAGUUUGGCGAAAUCGUCAGUGGCCACCGCGGCGAGAUCCACCUGGAGAUCAUGAAGCAUGCUACUGAUCGUGGCAUCGAUGUCCGUUUGGGGCAGAAUGUUACGGAUUAUUUCGAGACCGAGGAUGGGGCUGGCGUUGUCUGCAAUGGCGAGAAAAUGAAAGCUGAUGCUGUCAUUGCCGCGGAAGGUGUCAAGAGCCCCGGGAGGAAGAUCGUGCUUGGCUACGAGGAUCUGCCGAAGCCCUCGGGCUACGCCGUGUACAGGGCGUGGUAUGAUUCUGAUGUUCUAGCCAAGAAUGAAAUGACAAAGCAUCUGGUCAUCAAUGGGGACACUCACAAUGGUUGGAUCGGACGUGAUAAGCACUUUUUGGCAACAUCGAUCAAGAAUGGAAAAGAUUUCAGCUGGGUCCUGACUCACAAGGACGAAGCCGACAUUGACGAGGAUUGGCAGUUUCCUGGAAAAGUCGAAGAUGUUCUGAAAGAUUUGGAAGGAUGGGAUCCUCUUGUGCAUGAGCUCGUCAAGGCCACACCAGCAGAUAAGCUUGUGGAUUACAAACUUGUCUUCCGUGACCCCCUGCCAACAUUCAUCUCCAAGAACGCACGUAUUGUGUUGAUUGGCGACGCCGCUCACCCCUUCUUACCGACAUCGAUCCAAGGCGCUGCUCAGGCAGUAGAAGACGGUGCCACCAUUGCAGCCUGCCUUGACAAGAGUGGCAAGGACAAUGUGACCGAGGGAGUGCGGGCCUACGAGGCCAUCCGGUAUAAGCGUGUACACAAGGCACAGAACAUGGGUGUAACUACACGAGAGCAGUGGCAUAAAGCAGACUGGGAUGCGAUCUGGAAGAACCCCAAGUCGCUUCACCUGAAGCGUGAUCCUUGGCUGUUGGAUUUCGACCCCGAGAACCAUGUAUAUGAAGUAUAUGAUGAAACCGUCGCUAAACUACGUCAAGAUUCUACAGUGCCAUCAAAAGAUGGGCCCCUAUCGAAGGGGUUUGGUCCUGCCGUCUCGGAAACAGAGGUUGCCGUAUAG
Molecule: messenger RNA, 1335 nt
Organism: Neoarthrinium moseri
Lineage: Eukaryota; Fungi; Ascomycota; Sordariomycetes; Amphisphaeriales; Apiosporaceae
Exons: 2
Coding region: 1-1335 (444 amino acids)
Biological process (GO): secondary metabolite biosynthetic process
Molecular function (GO): monooxygenase activity; FAD binding
Source: RefSeq, a predicted model, not a curated record